CUGCAGCGCCAGCUCGGAGCCUUCCCGGGAAGGACCGCUCCCUGGUGGUGGCUUCGGACCGCUCUCAGUUCUCUGCCCGCCUCCAUCCUCCGGCUGUAGCCAGCAAUGAAGCGCAGAAGCAACCUUCACCACAUUUGAGAUCUGAUGCAUUUCAGCCGGGCUGUGUAAAUUGAGAGUCCAAGAGGAUCUUUCGUUGAAGAGUGCAUGCUUCCUACGAGAAAGCAUCUGUAGCCCUUUGCAUAGCCCCAUGUAGGAAGAAGCUGUGUGAUGUGUGGAUUGUGAGUUUGUACAAGCAAAUUGCACUCUUUACAAGGAAUAACUAGACGUGAGCACGAAGAUGGAAGAGCCGGUGCCAGUGGAAGGCCAAGGCCAACUCCCCAGCCCCCAGCAAGGCUCUCUGAGGAAAGCCGUGGCUGCUGCCCUGACCCUGGAUGGAGAAUCCACUCUGGGUCGCAGGAAAAAGAAGAGGAAAGAGUCCCGCCCAGCAUCUAUCAUCAUCUACCGGUCAGAGAAUGAGGAAGUGGAUGAAGAGCCCGGGGAAUCAGAAGGUGGAGACCAACCGAAAGAAGAGGAGGGAGAAGAUUUCCUAGAUUAUCCUGCAGAUGAUGGUAUGUGGAACAUGCCUUUGGACAGCCGCUAUGUCACCUUAACUGGGACCAUCACUAGGGGGAAGAAAAAGGGUCAGAUGGUGGACAUUCAUGUCACUUUGACAGAGAAGGAGCUGCAGGAAUUGACCAAACCUAAUGAAUCGUCAAGGGAAACAACACCUGAAGGCAGAAAGACCUGCCCGAUGGCAGCUGACCGUGGGCCUCACGUGGUCCUCUGGACGCUGGUCUGCCUGCCUGUGGUUUUCAUCCUGUCUUUCGUUGUCUCCUUCUACUAUGGCACCAUCACCUGGUACAAUAUCUUCCUUGUGUACAACGAGGAGAGGACCUUCUGGCACAAGAUCUCAUGUUGUCCCUGCCUCAUUCUUUUCUAUCCAGUGCUCAUCAUGGCCAUGGCCUCUUCCCUUGGUCUCUACGCUGCUGUGGCCCAGCUCUCGUGGUCCUGGGGAGCAUGGUGGCAAGCUGCCCGGGACAUGGAGAAGGGCUUCUGUGGCUGGCUGUGCAGCAAGCUGGGUCUGGAGGACUGUUCCCCCUACAGCAUCGUGGAGCUUCUUGAAUCUGAUAAUAUCUCAGGCAAUCUUUCCAACAAGGAUGCCACCCAAGAAGUAGAAACUUCCACUGUCUGAACGCCCAACAACUUCCUUCCUUCUUUGGUUUCAGUAGCCCAUAUAUCAUCUUCCAAUUCCAGAAGAUUUUUUCUCUAAAUCUACCCCUCCCUGCUAUACACACAGUUUUUCUGGAAAAUUCUAACUUAUACUGAUCUGUUCUACCAUUUUGAGGAUUCCAAAAGGGCAAAAAAAAAAAAAAAAAAACCCCAAAACAAAAAACCGGAAAAGCAAUUGUGCCAAAGUAGGCCAUCCAGUGGACAAAUUUCUUCAUUUUCUGCACUAAAUUGACCGUUUACCUGGGACAGGGAGCUAAGUUGAAUGUCAGUUCAGGAGCAUGAAGAUGUUACUGGUGCCUGGAACCCAGGGGGUUUGUGACUAAAUAUGACAGGGAGGGUAAGGAGUAUCUGGGGAGACCAAGUCUACCAAUAAGAUAAUAGAUCAAGAUAGUCUGAAAUUUUUAGGAAGCGGAGCUACUUAUGUAGCAGGAUGUAGAGCAGAACAUAGAGUUUGUGUGUAUCACUUAGUUUUUGGUUUAGCUGAUUUUUUACUUAAAAUACUAAAAGAUCAGUGGUUUAAACAAGUCCCCUUCUUUCUUGAAUAGAAGUCUGGAGAUGGAGCUUCAAGGGACUCCAUGAGGUCAUGCACCUUUUAGUCCCCCUGGAAUAUAGUCCUCAUUGCUCUUAUUCUCAUAACCCACCCCACCCCACAAGCGCUGACUACAAUUCUAGCCAUCACAUCCAUGUUUCUGGAAGAAUAGAGGAAGGGCAGAGUUUAUCCACCUCCUUUAAGAAGGCUUAAGAGGCUUCCUAGGAGUCCUACCCAACACUUCUUUUAUCUUAUUGGCCAGACCCUAGUCACAUGACCACAUGAACAAAGGAAGCUGGAAAAUGGUCUUUUGGCUGCACAUCUAUAUUUUGGCUAGAUAGUGGGGUCAUCCUCAGUUAAGAGAAGAGGGAAGAAGGAAGAAUAGCUAUUUGGAUAGAUAAGUAAGAAUCUCUGCCUCACAGUAGUUAUUUAAAUACAUUCAGAUCCAAAAUUUCUAUUAUUGUUUUUACUUAUUUAUAUAUUUAUUUAUUUAUGACUGAAUCUUGCACAGGGAAUUUAUACAUGGAUACUGGCUACAUAGACUGGGUAUAUGCUAUAUACAGUAUUAGUAACUCGUACUUAUCAAAUAAAUGUAAUGUCACGUGGUUUCUUUCUUUCUCUCUCUUUUUUUUUUUUUGAAAGAAGAAUGAGUAGUUACCUCAUAGUAGCAUAACUUUUUCCCUGAUGGUAGAAGUGGGACUGGGUGAACAUUCAAUCUAAUCUACCAAUUGAAGACUGUGAAGGGAGGGAUUGCAUCUGUCAAACUUUUCCCAAACUGGGACAGAAGCUUUUAGUGGGAAGAAGGCAAAUUUAGCUUUCUGUUGUCUUCAGUGCCUCACUCACCAGACCUUCCUGGAGAUCAACAAAUGCAAUCUUUGCUGUGCUGAGAAGCUUGUGUUUUCUUGGCCAUGAAGGUAUAAACCAGAUGAAGCCAGAUAAAUAGAUUCUGAACUAAAAACAUCAUUUCUGAAGAUGUCCUUCUAAUUUCAGAAGUCAAAUCCUAAGAGGGCAACCAGGUUUGGGAGAUUUUGGUCCAGCUGGUGCCCACUUCUAGCUCAUAUUUCAGAAAGAAGCUAUUUAAGGAACUGUUGUGAAUCACACCAGGAGGAGUUGGCCACGCUUUUUCACAAAGACAUGUAAUGUGUGAGUGCUAAACCCACCG
This is a messenger RNA of Talpa occidentalis (Iberian mole), 2960 nucleotides long. RefSeq names its product transmembrane protein 169 (gene TMEM169). Bases 338 to 1231 code for a protein of 297 amino acids. The transcript has 4 exons. NCBI's taxonomy places the organism in Eukaryota, Metazoa, Chordata, Mammalia, Eulipotyphla, Talpidae. The record is from RefSeq and is a predicted model, not a curated record.